CAGGGCGCCUGCUGCCAGGGCACUCCCCUUCCACCCCUAUAAGAACCUCUAAAAGACGAUCUUCAGCACAGACUUCGCUUUGCUCAGGACCCCCCAGUCCCGAGAGCGCCAGGAGGGAGGGCAAGCAGCCGCUGCAGAGACCCGGCAGACACUGGUCUGUGUUGCCGCCCGGCCAUGGAGCAGCUGAGCGCAGCCAACUCCGCCUUCGCCUUGGACCUGUUCCGCAUCUUGGGUGAAGACAGCCCCACUGGGAACCUCUUCUUCUCCCCCCUGAGCGUCUCCUCGGCGCUGGCCAUGGUCUCCCUGGGGACCAGAGGCGACACCGCGGCCCAGGUGUCCAAGACCCUUCGUUUUGACGCGGUUGAGGAAGUUCAUUCCAGAUUUCAGAGUCUGAACGCCGCAGUCAACAAGCGAGAUGCUGCUUACGUCCUGAAACUGGCUAAUAGGUUAUAUGGAGAGAAAACCUAUCAUUUCCUCCCGGAGUUCUUAGCAUCUACUCAGGAAAUGUACGGCGCCGAGCUGGCCAGUGUGGAUUUCCAGGGCGCCUCGGAAGGGGCCAGGCAGGUGAUCAACGAGUGGGUCAAAGGGCAAACAGAAGGGAAGAUUCCGGAACUGCUGGCUGCAGGUAUGGUGGACAGCAUGACUAAGCUGGUGCUGGUGAACGCCAUCUACUUCAAAGGCACCUGGCAGGACGAAUUCAAAAAGGAGGAAACCAAGGAUGCCCCGUUCAGGCUGAAUAAGAGAGACACAAAGACAGUGAAAAUGAUGUACCAGAAGAAGAAGCUUCCUAUUGGCCACAUCCACGAGCUGAAGUGCCACGUGCUGGAGCUGCCUUACAAGGGCGGCGAGCUCAGCAUGGUCAUCCUGCUGCCCGAUGACAUAGAGGACGAGUCCACAGGGCUGGAGAAGAUUGAACAAGAGUUGACUUUGGAAAAACUCUGUGAGUGGACCAAGCCUGAGAAUCUGUAUAACCACAUGGACAUCCACGUGCACCUGCCCAAAUUCAAGCUGGAAGAGAGCUACUAUCUCAACUCCCACCUGGCGCGCCUGGGUGUGGAAGAUCUCUUCAGCCCUAGCAAGGCUGAUCUGUCAGGCAUGACUGAAACCAGAGAUAUAUUCAUAUCAAAAAUUGUCCACAAGGCCUUUGUGGAAGUGAAUGAGGAGGGCACAGAAGCCGCAGCCGCCACUGCACUUGUUUCCAAGACCUGUAGCCUGAGACCAGACCAGAGCUUCGUGGCCGACCACCCCUUCAUUUUCAUGAUCCGUCACAAUCCUUCUGGCAGCAUCCUGUUCCUGGGGAGACUGUCUUCCCCUUAGACGCUGUAGAAGUAGACAGCCAAAAUCAAGUUAUAUAUUUGACUUAUAAUGCAGUGUAACUUCAUCAAUAAAACUACUGUCUAAACCCAAGCUUUGAUUUCCUCUGUAAGGGUGACUCUGUUGGGUCUUGACAUCCACUUACUAUGCCGGGGUAUCGAUUUUACUCCUUUUAUACUGAAAAACUCCAGUGGUUGUUUUUGAAAGCAUCAAAUUCAAACAAAUACCCCAGAUGUGUAAGAUUCUUGACAAUCAGUCAUCUGUGCAAAGAAAAUGGAAGAUACUCUGAUUUGGUUAAUAGAACUUCAGAAGUCAUCAUACACAUUCUGGUUACUGAAGGGAGAGCUUCAGGUGAAAACAGGAGAGCCCCCAAUUCGGGCUGUUUUGUAAAGACAAACUUGCCUUGACCUCU
Condylura cristata (star-nosed mole) is the source of this 1726-nucleotide messenger RNA. It is a transcript of the gene SERPINB1, whose product is annotated as serpin peptidase inhibitor, clade B (ovalbumin), member 1. Gene Ontology annotation, biological process: negative regulation of endopeptidase activity. The transcript has 7 exons. Gene Ontology annotation, molecular function: serine-type endopeptidase inhibitor activity. The record is from RefSeq and is a predicted model, not a curated record. Lineage: Eukaryota; Metazoa; Chordata; Mammalia; Eulipotyphla; Talpidae. Bases 175 to 1317 code for a protein of 380 amino acids.